Messenger RNA from Pelagomonas calceolata, 2519 nucleotides. The record is from the annotation of a GenBank genome assembly. Lineage: Eukaryota; Pelagophyceae; Pelagomonadales; Pelagomonadaceae.
UGGCCUGCAUAUCGCGCCGCGCCGCGCGUAGCAGUCUACGACUUGAUCCAGCGAGCUGCGCCACCCCUUGUGGCGCUGCACGAACGCGAGAGAAGCGCCCGCUCUUGGCAAAUUGCGUUACACCCGAAAGCACCAAAAAAACGAUGGCGGACUUCGAUGAACACGGCCAGUGCGUCGUCUGCGCCGAGAAUCUCUCGGCCGAAGAACCGGGCAAAGCGUUCCCGUGCUGCGGAGCGACGUACUGCCCGGCCUGCGCGCGGGAGACGGUCGAGAACGAGUGCUGCGCCGAGUGCUUCAAGGAGAUCGACGCGCAGGGCGACGUCGACGGCUACGUCGACGCGCUGCCCGCGCACGAUGCCGCGCCGCCGCCGCCGCCGUCGCCGACGCCGAGCGAGGCGCCGACCGAGCCGUCCGCGCCGCCGCGGCCGACGGCUCGGGAGCUCUGGCAGCAGCGCACGCGCCUCGAGACGAUCGAGCGGCGCGCGCGGCGCCUCGCCGCGCACUCGAACGUGGCGACCGUCGACCUCGCCGGCGGCGGCGCGUGCCCGGGCCCGGAGGCGGUCCGCGCCGCGUUCGACCGCGACGAGGUCCUGGCGGCCUCGGACGUCUUGUGCCUGCUCAAGAGAGCAGUCGACGUGCUGGCGGCCGAGCCGAACGUCCUCGGCCUCCAGGCGCCGCUGCUGACGAUCGGCGACAUCCACGGCCAGUACGGCGAUUUAGAAGAGCUGUGCCACGGCGACGGCGACGGCGGCGCCCUGCUGCAGGCGCGGCGCGAUUGCGGCGCGCCGGAAGCGCUCGGGGGGCCUCCCGCGAGCGGCGACGACAAAAAGGUCGGGUCGCUGCUCUUCCUGGGCGACUACGUGGACCGCGGCGCCCGGUCGUGCGAGGUCCUCUUCUACCUCCUCGCGCUGAAGGUGCGCUACCCGCGGAAGGUGCACCUGCUCCGCGGGAACCACGAGUCGCGGAACUGCACGGGCCACUUCGGCUUCCGCGACGAGUGCAACCGCAAGUACGGCCCCCACGUCUACAACCAGUGCUGCAGCGUCUUCGAGGCGAUGCCGCUCGCCGCCGUCGUGGCCACGGGGCGCGGCGACAUCUUCUGCUGCCACGGCGGGCUCGGGCCGGACCUGCGGCGCGUCGCGGACCUGAACGCCAUCAACCGCCGCGUCGAGCCCGAAGAUAAAGGCCUACUCUGCGACAUCCUCUGGUCGGACCCGCGCCGCGACGACGAAUUCGCGGCGCGCCGGACGACUCUUGCGUCCUUCGACACGAACCCGACGCGAGGAUGUUCCGUGGUCUUCGGCGAGACGGCCGUGGACCGCUUCCUGCGGAACAACGAUAUUCUCGCCAUGAUCCGGGCACACGAGUGCCAGGAGGCGGGCCUCGCGCAGGACUUCGACGACACGGUCAUGCCGUUCGAGUCGAUCGGCGAGCACGAGAUCCUGGACGGCGACGACAACGUGCGAAAAAAGCUCGCGCGCGUGACGACGGUUUUCAGCGCCGCUGACUACUGCGGCCACCAUGGAAAUUUGGGUGCUGUGCUGCUCGUGGCGUGGGACAAGGCGUGCGCGGUGGCGUACGCGGCGAGGUCCGACCCGAAGGACUUCGCGGUGCCGCCGCCGGCGUCGGACGGCGAGCUCACGGCGAUGGCGGUGCGCGACGCGCAGGCCGCGGCGCCGUGGAUGCCGACGACGAUCGCGGGCCUCCUCGCCGCGCUGCGGGACCUGCAGGCGCCGCCCGGCGCGACGCCGCGGAAGCCGCGCCGGCGCUCGUCGACGGGCGUGCGGCGCCGAUCCUUCGAGGCGGCGUCGCCCGAGGCGCGGUUUGUCUCGAGGCGCUUCGACGCCGCGCGGCGCGGCAACGCCGUCAGCGAGCUGAACCCGCGCGUCCUCGGGCGCCUCGUCGCCGAGGGCGGGCUGCUGAACGACGCGGCCGUCGCCGCCCUGGCGACGCGGGCGCCCUUCGUCGACUCCGGCGCGCUGGGUGUCGGCCGGCGAGGCAAGAAGGUCAUGGGAACGUCGCGCGUCGUCGGACGGCAGAUGGACAACGAACUCGCGGCGCUGCGGGCGGACCUGCGCGCGAACCGCGAGGGCCGGGAGAACGCGCCGCCCGCGCCGGCGACGCCGGCCAUCGCCAAGGCCAAGGCGCGCUACGCCGCCGCGGCGCGACGGGCGCCGGCGACGCCGGUGCAGCCUCGAGGCUUCUCCGAGCCCGAGCUCCACGCGCUGAAGACGAUCUUCGCGAUGUUCGACCAGGACGGCGGGGAGCGGCUCUCGCGGGCGGACCUCUUGGCCUACGCCGACGCGAUUGGUGAGUUCGCGCUGCCGCAGGACGUCGACGCCGUCUUCACGUGCCUGGCGGGCGACGCGACGACGAUCGGUCUGGAAGAGUGGGUCUUGUUUGCUGCGAAGCUCAAGACGGCGUGGGACUACAACUCCACGCCCGCCACGCCGGUCUCGCCCGUGGCGUCUAGAACUCGCAGCGCGGCCCGCGGGAGAGCGCGCGCCGCGGCGUACUAG